Fusarium odoratissimum NRRL 54006 is the source of this 885-nucleotide messenger RNA. RefSeq names its product methylisocitrate lyase. The transcript has 2 exons. The record is from RefSeq and is a predicted model, not a curated record. The coding region runs from base 1 to 885 and encodes 294 amino acids. NCBI's taxonomy places the organism in Eukaryota, Fungi, Ascomycota, Sordariomycetes, Hypocreales, Nectriaceae. Gene Ontology annotation, molecular function: catalytic activity.
AUGAGCUCACAAGGAGAGGAUGUCUGUACAACUAUCACUGCGGGGAAGUUGUUACGCCAAAGGAUAGAAGCGGGUGGUUUCAUCCUUGCUCCGGGUGUACACGAUGGAUUCUCUGCGCGCAUUGCGCUCGAGGUUGGAUUUGAUGUCCUGUACAUGACUGUGGCAGGAGUCACGGCAUCCGUUCACGGAUGUGCUGACCUAGGGAUCGCAACACUGAACGACAUGCGGCGGAGCGCAGAAAUGAUCGCCAGUUUGUCACCAUUUACGCCUGUCAUUGCCGACGCGGACACCAGAUACGGCGGACCAAUCAUGGUGGCACGUGCGGUUGAACAGUAUUCGCGCUCAGGUGUCGGGGCGCUACAUAUCGAAGACCAGGUGCAGACCAAGCGAUGCGUUCAUCUCGCUGGAAAGGUCCUGGUGGACUUGAAAGAGUAUUUGGCCUGUAUACGGGCUGCCGUGCAAGCACGCCGAAGGAUUGGAAGCGAUAUAGUCAUCAUUGCACGAACAGAUUCCAUCCAGAAGCAUGGAUAUGAAGAAGCACUGGCACGGCUCCGUGCUGCACGCGAUGCUGGAGCUGAUGCUGCUUUCCCUGAGGGUCUUCGAUCGGUCGAAGAAGCGCGGCGGAUGAUCGCAGAUCUCGCACCAUGGCCAGCGUUGCUGAAUAUGGUGGAGAAUAGCGUCACGCCGAAAAUCUCAGCUAAAGAAGCAAAAGGCUUGGGGUUCAGCAUGAUGAUUGUGCCGCUGGCCACGCUGGCUCCGGCUUAUACUGCAAUCGAGGCUGGUCUGCAAAAGCUGAAGGAAACAGGUUUAGCAGAUACCGAGCUUACACCACAGGUGAAGAUACAAAUAUCCGCCCCAGAAUCCAGUAAUCUAAUACUGCAAUAA